Pangasianodon hypophthalmus (striped catfish) is the source of this 8241-nucleotide messenger RNA. RefSeq names its product Rho guanine nucleotide exchange factor (GEF) 28a (gene arhgef28a). Gene Ontology annotation, biological process: regulation of Rho protein signal transduction. Lineage: Eukaryota; Metazoa; Chordata; Actinopteri; Siluriformes; Pangasiidae. Bases 1620 to 5867 code for a protein of 1415 amino acids. Gene Ontology annotation, molecular function: guanyl-nucleotide exchange factor activity. The record is from RefSeq and is a predicted model, not a curated record. The transcript is spliced from 28 exons.
GAGGUAUCUCUCUGCUGCACCUCUUAAUGUUUUGUUUUUAGGGCAGCAUUUGGUCGUACAUAAUAAGGUAAUCCAAGAAUACAGAGAAAGAGGGGGAGAUAGUCUGAGAGAGAGAGAGAGAGAGAGAGAGAGAGGUUAAGGGAGGAGAGAGAAUAAAACAGUCCUGACUUCAGUGCUCAGCCAAAACUUCACUGGAGUCCCUACUUUGCUCAGCAGGCAAAGGCAGGCAGAGGCAGGCAUCUGAAGAAAGAUUGCUUUUCGGCACACACUUCCAGCACACACUUCCAGUGAAAAGAGAGAGAGGAUAAAAAUGCUCACGACCUGAAGAAAACAAACAUUGGCUGAAGACGAAGGUGUAAACGUGAGCCCGAGUCAGACGUCUGGAGAAACUUUUGCAGGAGGAUUUUUGCGCUGGACUUCUACACACACUUCCAGCCUCCGUACACGUGUCUCACUUCCUACCAUGGAGCUCUGCUUUUCCUCAGGAGACAUUUUUGCUCAUUUUCAGACACUGAUCUCAUCUAUUGAUCUGGAUUGUGAUCAAGACUCAUAAAGACAUUUAACCGCUGGGGAUUUACGUAAACACAGUCCACACACACUUCUAGGUUAACCGAUACAGAACACUCAUGCAUAUGCAUGGCAGAGCGUGCGGCUUUUCAGCAGAGACAGGAAGUCCGCCACAUGCAGAGAAGACUAUCCAGACUCACGCACACACACACCACAUACACACACGUGGCUGUAAUCUUCUUUCAGCAUGUUGGACUCCGAGUCUGCCUGAGCUAUCAGUGUGUUGAUUUUGGACCAUCAGGAGGCAGAGGGCUGAGUUUGCAGCGUGCAUGCACAUAAAUGUUGAAAAUUAAGUUUUGCUUACUGUGGAAUCGCAGAUUGCUGACAUUUAUCAGACAGUGUGUGUGUGCUGAAUGAUUUAUUGUAAAGUGUGUUCAGCUGUAAUUCACAUCUCAGAGAUAUUGAAGACUUUGUACUCGGCGAAUCAUUUGCAUGGAGGAUGGUAGAUAUAUUUUAGCUCGGCUUUGUGGAAUUGCAGUUGUGAAAUGGAUUUGAUGCUAGUUGCAGUUUUUACUGUUUAAUAGCUAUUUUUUGUAUACUAUCGAAAGCUAACGUCAGGCGCGUCCAUUACUUUCUUGUUUAUUCCCUUGAAGACUGCAGGGAGUUUCGAUUAUAUAUUACCAGAACAAUGUAGUGAAGUUGUAUUCUUUGUGUGUGUGAUGUGUGUUGGAAUUUGAGUCUUUUUGCCCCCCUGCGUGUCCACAGACCCUCCUGGGGCUUCAUUAGCAUGGCCGGUUAAUGAUUCUUAAACCUUGGCUGACCUUGCGGAUUCUUCCGGACACCUUACAUUAAAAAAAAAACCUCCUUUCGCUCCUCUCUGCCAGGCCAAGUGGAUUGGAAGUCUGACUUUCCCCUGCACCAAGAACGUGGGAGUAUAGGGUGUCGAAAGAGCCCACCUUCUCGCACACACUGACAUUUAGUCAUCAGUGCUUUCACCUCCAGUCUCCGGACUUGUGCUUGAGGAUUUUUUUCUCAGCUCUGUGGGCAUUUUGGGAGAGCUAUUUAUUUUUUUCCUGAACGCAGAAAAAUUAAAAAGUGAAAAGAAAAGAAGCAUGGACUCGGAUUCAGAUUCUCCUUUUAACUACUCCUGGCCUUCUUUUCCUAAAAUGAGGAUUCUGAAACGGAAGACGAAACCAGAGAAGUCUUGCUCUCCUCCAAGUUCCAGCUCUCCAUUCCAGCUUCAGUCUACAGACAUCACUACUGCCAGAAUCACAGCCAUGCUCAACCGCACCGGAAAGAAUGAUGACCAGCACAGGAAGUACAACACUGCCGCAGUGACAAAUGACAGCUCUGCCCCUGACACACCACCUGCCGUCAAAGUCGAAGGGAUGAAAGAGCAACGCCCGUUCGCUCGUCCUUUCUCUCCAUCCCUCACUCAUUUCUCCCCCACUUCUUCAGCAGGACUAGUCUUGGACCGGUUUCUUCGUAGCAGCUGCCACAAUGAACACGACAACCACAGUGCAGGUUCACCUCCAGAAUCAUAUGAAAUUAGCCCAAAUCUGGUGGCCUUGGAAAUGGACAGUGAAGAGGAGGAUGAUGACUUACUUAUGAAGAAGCCCCUCCCUCAGAUAUCAGCUGAAAAUAAGGACACCGGAGAUAAACAGGACAGCUUUAAUAUAUCCUCAGACCUCAGCUGCACUCGCUCUCACUCCGCUUCCUCUGACUCGAACCAUGCCUCCCAAAAGGACUCUGCAGAUCAGGGAGUACGUCUCCGUUCAUAUUCUUAUUCAUCACCCAAAAUCAGCCUGCUGCCCCCACGUUCCAGCCGAGACACUCCCCGUCCUCCUGCUGACCUCAGCCACGAUGGCGUCCUCACCAGCAACAGCAGUGGCAGCAGAUCUCUCCUACAGGCUCUGUCUCUGUCUAAAUCUCUGUCUCUGCUCAAUCCUGUUAAACAGCGUGCACUCAGCUUAACCGAGCAGCCACAAGAGAAAAGGGAGUUAAGGUUCCGUAGACGCACUCAGUCAGCUGAUGACGAGUCCAGCGUCGAGCUGGCUGAUUCGCUCCAACACCUCACGCUCUCCGAAUUCCUCAAAGAAAUCGAAGAAGAAGGAUGGGAUAAAUACAUUAUUCCUUCCAAGACUGAGCCUGAGAAAUACAAAGUCAGCCGCACCUUCAGUUUUAUUAAAAGCCGAAUGUACAGUACACGCAGCAAGAAGGGAAAAGCGAAGGAGAAGGAAGUGAAAGAAAAACAGGGCAACGGACACCAAUUUGCAGCAGGUCCUGUUCUGGGGACUUCAGUUUGUGAGGUGUGUGACAAACCUGUUACUGGGAAGGAAACUCUGCACUGCGCCAAUUGUGCGGUGAGCAUCCAUAAGGGUUGUAAAGAUUCUGCAGCACAGUGCCUCAAGAAAGUGCAGGACAAAUACGCAGUUUCUAUGAUGAAGGCCAGAGCAGCCACCCUCCCUCAAAACUUUGUAUUGCGCGAAAGCAUCCCGUCUUCUCAGAUAUCCACUUCAGCCUCCCUCCCUGUGAUGACUCCACGGGACAGGAGAGACACUUCCACUCUGCCGUGUCCUCUAUCCAGGAGUGUCCCCCUAGUCCCAGAGUGGCUUGCAGAGAGCCCAGAGGGAGACAAUGACUCCUCCUCCUGGAGAUCUCAUGGCCAGUCAGAGGAGCUCCUACAGACCAUGGAGUCUUCCACUUCCACUGACUCCUCCCUCGUUGAAGACACAGUGGACGCUCCUCUACAGAACAGUUUUGGGAUGGACGCUCUGUAUUUGGAGGCAGAGUCGUGGAGUCUAGCGGUGGAGCCUCAGUUCUGCCAGAAGCAGGAAAAACGCACAAUCAAGAGACAGGAUGUCAUCUACGAGCUAAUGCAUACGGAGCUACACCACCUGCAAACGCUGACCAUCAUGGCGGAGGUGUUUAGGCGAGGUAUGCGGGAGGAGGUGGGCUUGGAUGCGGAGGCUAUUGGUCGGAUAUUCCCGUGCUUGGACGAGCUCCUCGUCCUGCACCGAGACUUCCUUUCUGCCAUGACGGAGCGCCGGAAUAACUCCACGCAGCCUGACAAUGAUAAGAACUACCUCAUUCACCAUGUGGGUGAUAUCCUCCUGCAACAGUUCUCUCAGGAGAAUGCUGAGAACAUGAAGCGGGUCUAUGGGGAGUUCUGCAGCCGCCACAACGAAGCCGUCAGCUUCUUCAAGGAGCUUCAGCAGCAGAACAAACGAUUUCAACUCUUUAUUAAACAACAGAGCAGCAACUCGCUGGUAAAGAGGCGAGAGAUCCCAGAAUGCAUUUUGUUAGUGACGCAGCGAAUUACAAAGUAUCCAGUGCUUUUAGAGAGGCUUCUGCAAUACACAGAAGAGGGUACGCAGGAGCAUGCUGAUAUCUCUGGUGCUCUGUCUCUGGUGAGAGAGUUGAUUUCAGCAGUGGAUAUGCGAGUGAGCGAGCGGGAGCAGAGUCAAUGGCUGAGCGAUGUGCUCGGCCGCAUGGAAAGCAAGAGCUUAGCCAGACUGAAGAGCGGCGCUGCCUUUCGUAAGCAUGACAUGACCAAUGGCCGAACGCUGCUUCACCAUGGCCCGUUGCUUUGGAAGACCGCCACCGGUAGACUCAAAGAUGUGCUGGCCCUCCUGCUGACUGAUCUGCUGGUAUUCCUCCAGGAGAAGGACCAAAAAUACAUCUUUGCUGCUGUUGACCAGAAAUGUCCAGUGAUCUCCCUGCAAAAGUUGAUAGUGAGGGAGGUGGCUAAUGAGGAGAGAGGCAUGUUCUUAAUCAGUGCCUCCUCCAGCGGCCCCGAGAUGUAUGAGGUGCACGCAGCAUCCAAAGACGAGCGCAACGCCUGGAUGAGGCUUAUCCGAGAAGCAGUGGUGAUUUGCCAUGAGAAGGAGGAGGACACUGCAAGUGAGUCAGAAGAAGAACGGCGAGCAGCAGAAGCCAAGAGCCAGAAAAUUCAGAAGCUACAAGAGUCUCUCUGCGGUCAUGACCAGCUGAUCUGCUCCAGCCUGGAGGAGAAGCUCCACAUGUAUGCUGAGCUUGCAGCCAUGGUGGGCCACAGAGACAUCAGCCCAGAACCAAAGCUGCUGGUGCACCCUAACACAGAAGAGCUCCCUAAUGCUGCUGUUCUGCUCAACGCUGCACUUAAAGAGGCGGAGAGUCUAAAAGAAGCACUGUCGUUUCACUGCAACUCCUCCUCCUGUUCAGAUCUUCUGCUUGCAUCUGAGGAACAGAACACUUCCGACUCCACCACUCAUCUCGAGGCACCUCCUCCUGCUCCAUCUCCUCCUCCGAUGCCUGCUGAAGAAGAGCCCCAAGCAGUGGAUGCUGUAAGGAGUGAGGAGGAGGAGUUGAGUGGAGAAGACAGCCUCGAGCUCCAGCUUCGCAAUCAGAGCAGUGCAACUGACAAUCAUAAUAUUCACCGUAAGGUGUGUCAGAGCGUCCAGAGUUUGACUCAGUUGCUUUACAGUUUGCAGGCCAUGGUCACCAUCCAGGACAGCCGCUAUGAAGUGCGUCGUCUCCUUCUCCUCCUCCUCUCAAAUUCCUCCCACCAACGGAUCUCCCAGGGUUCCCUGCAGGAGCAGGAGCGCCAGCGGGAGGCAGAGCGUCGGCGGCAGGAGCUGGCACGGGCGGCCCGGGAACGCCAGCGAUGGGCACGCGAGUGCCAGGCACAGCAGCUGCGUUAUGAAGAGAGGGAAAGCGAGCUGGCACAGCGGGAGCAACAGUGCCAUGAGGAGGCCCAGAGGCUGCAGCGCCAACGCGAGGAGCUGGAAGAGCAGCAGCAGGAGUACCAGCAGAGCCUGGAGAGACUGCGGGAGGGCCAGCGGAGUGUGGAGAGAGAGAGGGAGAAGCUGGAGAUGCAGCAGAAGAUGAUGGAGAGAUGGAGGCAUGAACGCCAAUCCAGCCUGCCUGUUACAAGCAUCAAGGUGGAAGGUCAUCAAGGGUCAGGAGAUGAAACAAAAAACUUCCAUCAUGGUCAUCACGGUGGCUUGGAUGAGGAUGGGUCCAUUUUUGUAAAUGAAGCAGCUUUUCUGGCUCCGUCCAUGAACAAUCGGCAUCUUAAUCACUACCAGCAUCAGUAUCAGCAUAACGCUCGCAUACAUCCAGGCUUCGUGAAUUCCCCCAGUGCCCAGAACAGUCUGAAUUCUCUGCUGGCUUUGUCCAAUCAUACACACCCCACAAUCAGCAUGCAAGAUGAGCUAUGGACUGAAGAUGUUGGUCCAGCAAUCCAUACUACCAGGACAGCAGGGGCGGUGGGGCCAGGGAUUUAUCAAGGUGAUGCCCUCUUGGUGCCGCAGGCUUUUGUUUCCAUGGAAACGGAGAACCAAGAUCCCGAUGGAGAGGAGAAAAUCGUGUAUCUCUAAGUUCAAGUCUCUUUCCUUCCAGAGCUCACACAGAUGUAAACUUAAACAGAAUUGAAACCCUGGAAGAGCAGCCGCGAAGCAGUACUUCAUUUUGGUUGGGAAAUUGCACUGAUGCCGUAGACACAAAUAAUCAAUAGAGGGUGAAAGUUUUACAUCAAAAUGAUUUUGAUUCGUAUUUUGUUGCCGUCUUUCAGAUAACAUUGUUUUACAAUUGCACUUUUUCCAUACUCAUUUGGAAGUAUUCGCACUUAGAUCCAGAUCAAGGCAGUUGGGACUCUCUAAUAUAUAAUCAUAAAAAAAUGGUAACACUGUUUCUCACUUGCUUUAUUUUUCUAUUCUAAAGCAGCAUUAACAAAACUCCAUUCACAAUUAAUUAUGUUUAGCAACAUAUGAAUUCACUGAAUAUUUCACCGAAAUCUUCUCAUAUUGCCAUUUUCAUUACUGUUUCACUGUCCCAUGAUCCAUAGGCGGCUCCAGGCCUGUAGAGGAACAAUGCGUAGUCCUGGCAGUGAUGGAGUCUAUACACACACACACACACACACACACAUUUUAUUUCACUCAAAACAUUCUCCAUUUAUCUUGACAGUAGGUGAAGGUGCCACAUCAGCACAUCUUUCAAGCAGAAAAAUUGAGACAUGAGAUUAUAAAUGUUAGAUGGGAGGAAGAGGGCGGGGCUUCCAGGGUGUCAAUUAAUAAUAUUGGAGAGUGAAAAACUGUCAAAUCAUUCCAGAUUCACAUGUCGGCCUGACACUCUCAAUCCUCGUCCCUUUCUGAUUUGUUUCCCAGUACUUAUUAAAUAAGACAUAGCAUUUACUGAAUAACUUGCUUUAAAGUGAAUGACUGAAUAACAAUCUGGUGUUUUAAAGGGUUAAAUUCUCAUAAUUCCCAGAUUUUUGUAGCAAUUUCUGAGGUAUGUGUGUGCGAGUGUGUGUGCGAGUGUGUGUGCGAGUGUGUGUGCGAGUGUGUGUGCGAGUGUGUGUGCGAGUGUGUGUGCGAGUGUGUGUGCAUGUGUGAGAGAGAGAGAUUUAAAGGUCUUCCCUAGGGUCAGUAUUGUGUCUUACUGCCUAAAGCCUACAGAGACAGAAUUAGGUUACUCAAUUUCAACUUGCUUAUCACACACACACACACACACACACACACACACACUCUGACACACACACACACACACACACACCACAUUCUGCACUAGCUGAGGCUUACUUACCAUACCUAUCUAUUUCAAAACUAGACACUUCAUUAACAUAAAAUUUUUUGCAGUGGAUAUGAAGUGAAGUAUUUGUCCUGCUUUAUUAAAGCACUCCAGUCCUGUUUCUCAGAAACCAGUGUCACUCAUCUAAAUGAGAGAGAAUGAUUAUUUAUAUGAAUGUUCUGAUUGGGUGUAUUUACAUUUAACUUAGUCAUGCUUCGUGAUUGAUACCAGAUUUUAUAGUGUAAUGUCAAACUCAGCACCCCUAUAUCUCAUAUCCUGUAUUCCUGUAGCCAAUCAUUUACAUCCAGGUUUGGUGGAGCAAUUCUUUGGGUAAUCCUCAGAGCUCAAGUACUGUGAGUUGCAGGAAGAUGCAGGUUUAUGGGUAAUUGGGAGUCAGAAAUUAAUUCAUUAAUUUAUGCAUUAAUUCAACAUUAAUUCAUAACAUAACAAUAGCAAAUGCAGUACUGUGGUACAUGGUGGCAUGACAAGUCAUAGCACUCCAUAGUUGAGUUUUUCCCUGCAGUUUAAUUUGCCUGAAGCCGUCAAGCAUUGAUUCCUUAGAAUACCCAUACACCAUGCUUUGGGUUUUUUUUUUUUUUUUUUUUUUUUUUUUUUUUUAAGAGCUGACUCUACAUUUGGACCACACAAACUCCCUAACUGUGCAGUGCUCUUUACUCCAUAAGAAAUACUCACUUAGAGCUUAUGGGAUUUCUACAUGCCAUUGGCCAGUAAAGGCUAAUGCCUUUAACUUUCAACAAUUUUACAAACUCAAGUAAGUUUUUUGGCCUCCAUGAAAAUUCAAAGUAAAGAAACAUGAAAUCUUUGAAUUUUGAAUAUUUGACCUUUCGUCAGUGACAGAGUGCAUCAUGAAAGUCCAUGAAGUGUUUUACUGAAUUUCAGUAAAAUGUGUAAUAACACGGAUUCUGUAAAUUGUCCUUACAAAUCCCAAUUAACUUUUUUUGAUUCCAUUAUUUUUUCUCUUUAUUUGUAACUUUUAUUUAUUGUUAUUUUAUGCAUACUGUGUAGUAUGAACUCAAUAUGAUGUACAUAUGGACUGUUUUAUACAAUUGUAUGUACAAAUUACACUUUGUAAUUUAUCACACCUUAUCAUAUACAUUAUCAUAGUCUGUUUUAGAAAUAGUGACAUGUCUCAAAAAUCUUCGAAUAAAGAUGAUUAUGGCUGGG